AUGGCUUCAGUUUUAAGAAAGUUUCUACCUUUAGCAGCAUCACCGAUUCCCAAAACGGAAAACCGUGAUAGUGACGAUGGUGGUGAUGAAACUAGUAGCAGUUACCGAAUUGAUUAUUCAUUCGCCGAUGUGUAUAAAGGUCCCGUCAUUGCCAAUGUGCCACGAGCUCUUCCCGUCGAAGUUGAUGACAUUCCGACGGCUCUUCCGGUUUCAUUUUCCUCCUUGUUGCCAGAUGUCUCUUACCCAGUGGUCCAACCACUCGUCAGGAGGACUAAGAAACCACCUGAAUCUGGAUCCGAGAAGAAGAAGAACGGUUUGGUGGUUGAUUCUGAUUCUGCAGCUACUUCUUCAAGUGUGGUGUUGAAACGGCAUCAUGUUGUUUCCGGCUCAUCAUCAUCGUCGUCGUCACUGUCAUCGUCAAAGAGGUUAGAUGUAGCGGAAGAAGAAGAAGCCAGAGUUUCUGUUGAUUCACCGUCGUCGUCAUCAUCCGCAGCAGUAAGAGAGGAAGAAGACACGUUAGAUGGAGAUAACGAAGGAGGAAACCCAAACCGUGUGAGAUUCGUUGAACCAAGUCGCCAAGCUAGUGAAGGUGACGAAAGCUCUUACCUUUCUGAUGGGGAGAGUCUAGCUGCAACGCCUAGAGCUGAAAGGAAAGGCAAAAGAGGAUCUUGCUACCGAUGCAUGACCGGGAACCGUUUCACAGAGAAGGAAGUCUGCAUUGUCUGUGACGCCAAGUACUGUUACAACUGCGUGAGAAGAGCCAUGGGAGCGAUGCCAGAAGGAAGAAAGUGUCAGACUUGCAUUGGUAUCAGAAUCAACGAGUCCAAGAGAGCGAGUCUCGGCAAAUGUUCGAGGAUGCUGAAGCGUCUUCUCACUGAUUCAGAGCUUCAACAAGUCAUGAGAGCCGAGAUGUCAUGCCAGGCGAAUCAGCUGCCUUCGCGUCUCAUCGCUGUCAAUGGGAAGCCUUUAAGCGAAGACGAGCUUUACGAGCUGCAGACGUGUGCAAAUCCACCAGACAACCUCAAACCUGGAGACUAUUGGUAUGAUAAGAAUGCUGGCUAUUGGGGAAAGAUUGGAGAGAAGCCUUGCCAGAUUAUAAGCCCUCAAAUGAACAUAGGAGGGAGUAACAUCAAGAAUGCAAGCAAAGGUGACACUGGAGUUUUCAUUAAUAACCGGGAGAUAACCAAGACAGAGCUCUGGAUGCUCAAGUUGGCGAAGGUGCAGUGUGAAGGGAAGCCUCAUUUUUGGGUGAAUGCAGAUGGGUCUUACCUGGAAGAAGGUCAGAAACGUGAAAUGGGGAACAUUUGGAGUAAGAAAAGAGCAUGGCUUGCUUGUACUGUGUUCUCUCUGCCAAUGCCUCCGACUUCAUCGGCAGUAGAACCAAAUGAUGUGCCCUCUUACGACCAGAAAAUGCUGAACAGGCUUCUCCUCAUUGGUAACGAGAAAUGUGGCGCCACUACUAUCUACAAACAAGCAAGGUCUCUAUAUGAAGUCCCGUUCUCUGAAGACGACCGUGAAAGAAUCAAAUUCAUAAUCCAAACAAAUCUCUAUGCUUAUCUGGCGAUGGUUCUUGAAGCACACGAAAGAUCUGAAGAAGAGAUAAGCAAUAACCAGUCUUCGGAGCAAACAGGUAAUACGGGAGAUGAGAUCAUUGCUGCUAUAACAGUUAGCUCGAUAAGCCCGAGGCUAAAACAUUUUUCAGAUUGGCUUCUGAAAGCAAAGGAAGAAGGAAACCUGGAGAUAUUUCCAGCGUCAAGCCGAGAGAAUGCACAAACCGUUGCAGAUCUCUGGAGAGUCCCAUCCGUUCAAGCCACCUACAAAAGACUUCGUGAUACUCUUCCCAGAAACGCCGUUUAUUUUCUUGGACGAAUUCUUGAGAUCUCGAGAGCAGAAUACAAUCCUUCUGAUAUGGACAUAUUGCAAGCGGAAGGACUCUCGUCUAUGGAAGGACUUUCUUGUGUGGAGUUCUCAUUCCCAUCUACAAGUCAAGAAGAAUCUCUGGAGUCCGAAUAUCAUCACGAUCCAAAAAUGAAGUACCAACUCGUCCGGUUAAAUCCAAAAAGACUUGGAGAAAACUGGAAGUGGCUUGAAAGGUUUGAAGACGCAGACUUGGUGAUAUUCUGCGUCUCGCUAACGGAUUAUGUAGAGUACAUAGAAGAUGGUGAUGGGGUUCUUGUGAACAAGAUGAUUGCAAACAAACAGCUCUUCGAGAGCAUGGUGACACACCCGAGCCUAGCUAACAAAAGGUUCCUUCUGGUUCUAACUAAAUUCGAUCUCCUGGAAGAAAAAAUCGAGGAGGUUCCUCUGAGAACAUGCGAGUGGUUCCAAGACUUCAACCCGUUGAUCAGUCAGAAUCAGACGAGCAGGCACAACCCUACGAUGGCUCAGCGAGCUUUCCACUUCGUAGGGUUCCAGUUCAAGAGAUCGUAUGACUCGCUCGUGGGACCCUUCUCGAUGCGUGGAAGGGUCUUUAAGCCGAAGCUGUUUGUGACGCAUGGGAGCUUGGAGAGUGAGACUGUGGACAAUGCACUUAGGUAUGCGAGAGAGAUUCUCAAGUGGCAUGUUGAUGAAACCUCCAUGUUUCAAGAGAUGUCCACUACUAGCAUCGAUGCAAGCUUGUCCAAUGAUUGA
Microthlaspi erraticum is the source of this 2631-nucleotide messenger RNA. The record is from the annotation of a GenBank genome assembly. Lineage: Eukaryota; Viridiplantae; Streptophyta; Magnoliopsida; Brassicales; Brassicaceae.